CUGCAGGAGCAACUGCAUCGCUUCAUGGCCAUGAACGAGGACCUGCGACACAAGGUGGCCGUGGUCCAGGCUCAGCUGAAGAGUGCACUGGAGCAGAAGUCGGACCUGGAGGCUGCAAUGCUGCAAACCCCGAGGGAAAUGAGCAGGAGGAGCAGAAUUGCCUGUGAGAGCCAGGGGCUACAGUCCAGCGCGGUGAGUCCAAGCCUGUGGCCGCGUUGCUGCAGGACAUUCUAACACCAACCCAACCUUCCUGGCCCCUGCUUCUCCAAGGAAGAGCUGCAGCAAAUCCUGCAGGAACGCAACGAGCUCAAGACCAACCUGUUCCUGGUGCAGGAGGAGCUGGCCUACUACCAGCGGGAGCUGCUGAAUGAAGAGAGAGUUCCCAGCUUCUUCUUGGAUGCGAUGAAGUCGACUAUCAAAAGACAGAGAAAAAAAAUCAGAGCCAAAAUGCUGGGAACGACAGAAGAAUCGGCGAGCAG
Molecule: messenger RNA, 479 nt
Organism: Apaloderma vittatum (bar-tailed trogon)
Lineage: Eukaryota; Metazoa; Chordata; Aves; Trogoniformes; Trogonidae
Gene: RILP
Product: Rab interacting lysosomal protein
Exons: 3
Molecular function (GO): protein dimerization activity
Source: RefSeq, a predicted model, not a curated record